Rosa rugosa (rugosa rose) is the source of this 3540-nucleotide messenger RNA. RefSeq lists its product as uncharacterized. Bases 74 to 3142 code for a protein of 1022 amino acids. The transcript has 6 exons. NCBI's taxonomy places the organism in Eukaryota, Viridiplantae, Streptophyta, Magnoliopsida, Rosales, Rosaceae. The record is from RefSeq and is a predicted model, not a curated record. Gene Ontology annotation, molecular function: sequence-specific DNA binding; zinc ion binding. Gene Ontology annotation, biological process: regulation of DNA-templated transcription.
ACCCCCAACCUGGGUUCUGUCUCUCCCUUUAGAAACCAAACCAUAAACCCUUGUUCCUUUGCUCUCUUUGGAAAUGGUGUCACUGGACCCAGAUGACUUCUUGGCCGGCCUUGCCGAUGACCCGGACUAUCCCAGCCGUCCAUUUCCGGCAACCGAGAACCUAGCUGAGGAAGAAGAGCUGGAAUGGCUAUCCAACAAGGACCUGUUCCCGGCAGUCGAAACCUGCCUGCUGACGGAGGAGCCACCAAAAAAGGCUAUGGCCAAUGCCGAGCAGGGGAAGCCGGUCUCUGUCUCGGUGGUUAAAGCAAGCAUUGGAGGAUGUGGAGCAGUACUAUUGCCGCCAAUGCCGAGCAGGAAAACAAAGGAUGAGAGUGCCAAAGUGAAGAGUAUGAGAGUUUGCGCAUAUUGCGGGGUUACACAGACCCCACAGUGGCCGGAGGGUCCCUUGGGGAUAUGUAAUGCCUGCGGUUUUAGCUACAAGUCCGGGCGGCUUUGCACUGAAGACAGUCCCAAAGUGCAGAGCAUUAAGAGUGACAAGGUGAAUGGAAUUAAGAGUGACAAGGUGAAGACCAUUAAGAGAAAGUGCACACAUUGUGGGAUUACACAGACUCCGCAGUGGCGGUUGGGUCCCCUUGGACCGCAGACCCUGUGUAAUGCUUGUGGGGUUAGGUACAAGUCUGGGAGGCUUUGCCCCGAAUACCGCCCUGCAAAUAGCCCUACGUUCUCGCAGGAGUUGCAUUCGAAUAAGCACAGGAAGGUAAUGGAGAUCAGGAAGCAAAUCUAUGGGAAUGAGGGGACGGUGGUGAGACCUGUGGAUAAAUGCACAAACAGUGCCGCCGCCACUGCCCUAGAGAAGAUGAAGAAAGACAUGUUCCCGACUGUCACAACAGUGGAGCAACCAAGAAGAAGUGUCAUUGCUGAGCAGCAGAGCCCUGUUUCGGUGCUUGAAAACAGCACAAACAGCAGCACCACCCUCAAGCCCCACCAACCCCCAAGCAAAUUUCUGAGGGAGCAGCAGCUGUUCUGUAACCAACCUAACAAUAAGCACAACCAGGAAGACACUGCCAAAGUGGAAAUUAAGAGAAACAUCAUCCUCAUGAGUUCCUGUGGGACCCUUGAGCUGCCUUAUAAAGCGCCAAGCGAAGUUUUGGGGCAGCAGCAGCUGUUUAGUUGCCAACCUACCAGCAAACGCAGAAAGAAAAACACUGUUGAAAUGAAGAAUGAGGGAAACCACGCCACCCUCACGAGUUCCUGUGGGAACCUUGAGCCGCCUCACCAAGCGCCAAGUCAAUUUCUGGAGCAGCACCAGCUGUUUGAUGACCAACCUAACAACAAGUGCAACAAGAAACACACUACCAAAGUGGAGAUGACCAUGAAACCUGUGGAUAUAUGUGGUUUGGACAGCAACACCACCCUCAUGAAGUCUAAGAAAGACUCAUUACCGGCUGUCGAAACAUUGAAUAUCUUGGAGCAUUCAAGAGGCAUUUUUAUUGCUGAGCAGCAGAGCCCUGUAGUGGGGAUUGCGGUAAAUUGCCAGAAUUGUGGUGCUGAACAGAGCCCGCAAUGGUGGGAGGGUCCCCUUGGACCCAAAACCAUAUGUCUUUCCUGUGGGCUGGCCAAGUACACAGGCAGGCGGAAAAGAAGUAUGUCUUUAGUUUCUAACAAGAAGCGCAAAAAGAAAGACACUGCGAAAGUGGAGAUGGCAGUGAAACCUGGUGAUAAAUGCACAAACAGCACCACUGCCCUCAUGAACUCCAAGAAAGACCCCUCACCGGCUGUCGGUACAUCGAAUAUCUCAGAGCAACCAAGCGUCAUUGUCAUUGCCGAGCAGCAGAGCCCUGCAUCUGUGGUUGAAAACAGCAUAAGCAGCAGCAUGAUGCUCAUGAGCUCCUCUGGGACUGUCAACCUGCACAACCAAGCCCCAAGUGAAUUUCCGCAGCAGAACCAGUUUUGUGACCAAGCUAACAACAAGCCCAAAGAGAAAGACACUACCACAGUGGAGUUUGAGGGAAACAGCUCUACCCUCAUGAGGUCCUCUGGGGCCCUUGAGCCACUCCACCAAGCUCCAAACGAAUUUCUGGACCAGCAGCAGCAAGCUAAGAACAAGCCCAACAAGAAAGACACUGCUAAAGUGGAGAGUGAGGGAAACAGCACCACCCUCAUGAGCUCUUGUGGGACUAACAAACCGCCCGACCAAGCACAGAGCGAAUUUCUGGGGCAACAGCAGCUGUUUUGUAACCAAGCUAACAAUGGGACCAAAAAGGAAAACACUGCCAAAGGGGAGAGUGAGGGGAAGUGCCAGAAUUGUGGGGCUGCGCAAACCCCGAGUUGGUUGGGAGGUCCCCUUGGACCAAAAACCCUAUGUCAUGCCUGUGGGCUGGCUAAGUGCACGGCCGGCCGGCAAAGAAGUAUUGCUGUGGAGGUUGGAAAACUGCCCUGUCCAUCACCUGCUACGGGAGAGUUUACUAAUUCGACUUGCACUUUUCCGGUUCUUGAAGAGUUCCAUCUCUCGCAGAAACCAAGCGACAUAGCCAAUGCCGAGCAACAGAAACCUUUUUCAGUUCUUGAAAGCAGCACAAACAACAGCAUAGCCCUCAUGAGCUCCUGCAGGAUAAAAAUCCCCCACCGAGCCCGAAGCAAGGUCCUCCGUAGAAGAAGAAGCACAAUUCCAGGGCAGCAAGUUGGGAUUGGAAAAAACUGUAUGCAAUGCGGAAAACAGACAAAUAGAUGGCGGAUGGGUCCCCUCGGACCCACAACUCUAUGUAAUGCCUGUGGGAAUAAGUAUCAGCCCUUGUGGGGAAGAAGCGGCGUAACAGUGGACAUUGCCAAAAACUAUCAUCAUUGCGGGUCUGAGGAGACCACGCAAUUGCUAUUGUGUCCCCUUGGACCCAAAACCCUAUGUACACUCUGUUAUCAUUGGUUUAAAGCCAGUGCUGAAGUGGAGAUUGGGAGAAAAUGCCAGCAUUGUGGGGCUGAGAAAACCCCGCUUUGGCGGUCAGGUCCCCUGGGUUCCAAAACGCUGUGUAAUGCAUGUGGGCUUAGGUGGUACAAAUUCGGGGAUCUUUGCCGAGACCGCUCUGCAAGUAGCCCAACUCUCUUGAGGGAGUUGCAUUCAAAUUGUUACAGGAAUGUGCUGAUAUGAGGAAGCAAGAAAUUGGAGUAGGGAUGGCAGUGGAGCCUGUGGAUAGAAAGAACACUAUUGGUGAGUAGCCAUUUCCUUUUUCUUAUGCAGUGUCAUUUGAAGUUAGAAGGAUUAAGGGAACUAUGAAAUAUAGGGUGUUUGGUUAUGCUGCUUGAAUAUGGAUUUGAUGGAUCCAGGGUGAAUGUGGAUUAAGAUUAGAAUUCACCUUUCUCGACUGACUUACCCCUAAUGGAUAGUGGUAGAAGUGAAUAUUAGUUCAUUGCAAGUAACAUCACUUUUCAGGUUGUAUUUUGUGGUGAAAAUCUCCUAUGAAUAUAUAUGAAAUAGAGUGAUGGGAUAUUGUAGUUGUAUCACUUGUGUGUUUGUUUUGCGAUCCAUGGAAUUUAUUUUUCUUGUCA